AUGUUGCGGCCCGGCACACCGUUGACUGUGCUACUGUUUGCGGCCUUCGCACUGCUUUUGUUAGCUGUGAUAUCAACCCCGAUAAUCGAAGCCAUUCCACUUAGUGAUUUUGGGGGUGUUACCUAUGGCGUGUUUGGCUACUGUCAGAAUGGCAAGGGAUGUAGUGGUAUCGGGGUUGGAUACGACACUGCUAAACUAGUUGGAGAUGAUGCUCAAGCUUUCGAUCUGCCAUCCGGCGUUCGCAAUACACUCUCGGCUAUUCUUAUCGUGCAUCCCGUUGCGGCACUUAUCACGCUUGUCAUGACCAUCAUGGCAGCUGUAUCGCAUCUACAUGGACCAUCGCACUCUACAAGAUUUCUCCUUAUUCUGUUUAUCUUUCUAUUCAUUGACUUCCUAGUCUGCUUGUUGGCAUUUUUGAUCGACGUGCUACUAUUUGUGCCACACCUGGCAUGGGGCUCAUAUCUGGUUCUGGCUGCUACGAUUCUCGUAGCCAUGAGUGGGUUGGUAACCUGUGCGAUGCGCCGCACUUUAGUCAGCAGGAAAGAUAGACAGAGACGCAUCGCCGAUAAUGCUGAAAUGAGCGGCCAGAAUUAUUACAACAGAAAUCCCCAGGAUAAGACGGCCGGUGAAGCUGGAAUCGCCAGACAGCCGACUUUACCCUCAUCGACUGGUGGCAAUGGCAUUCACGACAACCUCCCAACGUUUUCUUCCUUCGAGCAAAAGAACAGAAGUGAUCAAACCAGCGAAGAAGUCCCCCUUACCCGCCGAACAACAUCGAAUCGGUCUCCAGGUGUCCCCCAUGAAACGGCUAACGUCGGGGAGGUGGCGGCUUUUAAUAGAAGCCGAGACCAAUUCGGGACCCCUAUGGACAACCGCCCUGAUCCAUAUGUGACCCGAAGGGGACCUUCACCAAGUACGAGCAAUCGUGGAAGGGGAAAUGGGGGAGGGCACCGCGGAGGAAGGGGAGGUUACGGCCGUGGAGGUUAUGAUAACUAUGGCGCUCCGAUGCGAGGCCGUGGAGGUUAUGCCCCCCCUGGACGGGGUGGUUACGGACCUAGAGGUGGACGUGGAGGAUCUGGUCCGCAAGGACGAGGCGCUUUUGGGCCGGGUGGAAUGAGAGGAGGCCCAACUCCGCCAGGAUACAGCAACGGACCUUAUGAUCGAAGACCGUCACCCGGUCAAAACUAUGCCUCAGACGUCCCGCUAUCGGAACCAUCCAAUGGAUACAACUCGACGAACCCAUCGAUGCCCAGCUUGAACACGUACACUGCCUACCGCCCGGAAUCUUCACUGCCACGAGCUGAAUCGCCACCACCUUUGCCAGGAACUGAGCCUGCCACUGUAGGUGGCCAGCCAGUGGAGAUGGACGCAUCCCCAGUCGUACAGGGCCACCAGGCAGGAGGCUAUGGGCAGCUCAGGGAUAGCGAUGCAGAUGUGGCGGGUAUGGUCGGCCUUCAGCAAGGUCAAAUCCUUCACCGACAUGAUACCAUUAUGAGCGAGGGAAGCAAGUAUAGUACCGAUGAGCAACCUGCUCCACCCCGUCCUGCUUGGAAUCAGGGCGAUGGCCGAAAUUCACCUAAAGCUCCAUCCCCUUUAAUGGCGAGCCAUCCUGCAGUUGUUCCUCCAGGAAGGAACACGCCUCCAGUUACGCAACAACCUACGGCCAUGGGAAACAGCAAUUACUAUGAAGACGUAGACCCUCGUUUCGCCACCGAGGCACCGCUGGCAAACAACAACCUUCAACCGCCCCCAAUUGAGCCUAUCUACGAGGACGUCCAUGCUAACAAUACGGGUGCUCGGAGCCCCGCCGAAUCCGAGCACUCGACCUUUACUUCUAUCUCUCAACGUGGCAUUAAUCCUCGUUGGAACCCCGGCCCUCCACCACCUCUGCCCUUUCAGCAAGGGCCCCCACACCGACGACCUGUACAUCACCAACAGCAGCAGCAGCAACAGCAACAGCAACAGCAAAAGCGUCAAGAUAUGCUUUUAGACACCCCAGACUUUCAACUACCCAGUUCACGGAGCGGGCGCGGUCCUGGUAUGGUACCAGGAAGCGCCUACCCACCAGGCGGCUUCUAG
Molecule: messenger RNA, 2079 nt
Organism: Fusarium coffeatum
Lineage: Eukaryota; Fungi; Ascomycota; Sordariomycetes; Hypocreales; Nectriaceae
Exons: 3
Coding region: 1-2079 (692 amino acids)
Cellular component (GO): plasma membrane; cell division site; growing cell tip
Source: RefSeq, a predicted model, not a curated record